This is a messenger RNA of Sphenostylis stenocarpa, 309 nucleotides long. NCBI's taxonomy places the organism in Eukaryota, Viridiplantae, Streptophyta, Magnoliopsida, Fabales, Fabaceae. The record is from the annotation of a GenBank genome assembly.
AUGAAGACCUUUGCCGGAACUGGUACUAUUGACUCUAAGCGGCUCCCGAAUGAGCAAUUCUGUAUUACUCGUCAGAAGGGAACUGAAAGAGCUUUCACUGGAUCAUCUACUAAGUUCAAUAGUGGAACUGGGUGGCCAUCCUGUUACCAACCUAUAGGGAACAAUGUGAAAUCAAAGUUGGAUUUGUCAAUUAUUUUCAUGCCUCGCCAGGAGGUUCUUUGUGUUGUUUAUGAUGCGCACCUUGGACAUGUGUUUGACGAUGGUCCUCCCCACAGGAAAACGUUACUGUAUCAACUGUGCUGCUCUUAA